Messenger RNA from Onychostoma macrolepis, 4194 nucleotides. RefSeq names its product glycogen synthase 2 (gene gys2). NCBI's taxonomy places the organism in Eukaryota, Metazoa, Chordata, Actinopteri, Cypriniformes, Cyprinidae. Gene Ontology annotation, molecular function: alpha-1,4-glucan glucosyltransferase (UDP-glucose donor) activity. The coding region runs from base 363 to 2468 and encodes 701 amino acids. The record is from RefSeq and is a predicted model, not a curated record. Gene Ontology annotation, biological process: glycogen biosynthetic process. The transcript is spliced from 16 exons. Gene Ontology annotation, cellular component: cytoplasm.
GUUUGUUUUAUAGAAGUAUUAGAUGGAACAAAAGAGGAAUAUGCACUAGGUGCAAGUGCACGUGCCGUCCGGUCAGAGGGGUUCGCGCGGCCAAAUCUUUCUCCUUGAUGUCUGUGGACUUCAGACACGCGAUCACAGUGUGCACAUGCAGGUUUUUUUAAGACUUCGUUAAAGGUUAGAGGAAGAGAUAGAGCAACAGCUCACAGUGUGUCCAGGACCUCCAGGCGCUCCAUUAAUUUGAAGAGAAACAGUCUUUGUGGCUGUUUAGAUGGUUUUAGCUUCUUUACUUUUUACCACAAUAGCAGUAAUUCGGCCCAUUUCGUAUUUACAACAGCAGUUGACAGAUAAAAACGGUUUGUGAGAUGCGACUAUCCAGAUCUUUGUCAAUAACAUCAUUAAGUGGACUUCCUUUAUGGGAAGAUGAAAGUCUACCUGUGCAAGACCUCUUGCUUUUUGAGGUCUCGUGGGAAGUCACCAAUAAGGUUGGGGGUAUAUACACUGUUAUUCAGACUAAAGCAAAGAUCACCGUGGAUGAAUGGGGAGAGAACUACAUCAUGAUGGGACCCUACUACGAACACAACUUCAAGACCCAGGUGGAGAAAUGUGAACCUCCAAAUCAAGCCAUCAAAGCAGCCAUGGACUCCUUGAUUAAUAACGGUUGCCAGGUGCACUUUGGCCGCUGGUUGAUUGAGGGUAGUCCAUACGUCAUCCUCUUUGAUAUUGGGGCCGCUGCCUGGAACCUGGACCGCUGGAAGGGGGAUCUGUGGAACGCGUGCAGCAUCGGGCUGCCCUAUCACGACAGGGAGGCCAACGACUCACUCAUCUUUGGUUCUCUUGUGGCCUGGUUCUUCAAGGAGUUAACAGACCAACUACAGGACAAGCCCAACGUAAUUGCUCAUUUCCACGAGUGGCAGGCUGGGACAGGACUUGUACUGAGCCGCUCCCGAAAGAUUCCCCUGGCAACUGUUUUUACCACACAUGCCACCCUACUGGGCCGAUACUUGUGUGCUGGUAAUGCAGACUUCUAUAACAACCUGGACAAGUUUAACAUAGACCAAGAGGCAGGGGAGAGACAGAUCUACCAUCGGUAUUGUUUGGAGAGAGCAGCGGUACACUGUGCACAUGUCUUCACCACCGUGUCCCAGAUCACAGCUGUGGAGGCCAAUCAUAUGCUCCAUAGACAACCUGAUGUUGUCACCCCAAAUGGUCUGAAUGUUAGGAAGUUCUCAGCCAUGCAUGAGUUCCAGAACCUGCACUCCAUGAACAAAGCCAAGAUCCAGGAGUUUGUUAGGGGCCACUUCUAUGGCCAUCUGGAUUUCAGUCUGGAAAAGACCUUAUUCUUUUUCAUCGCAGGACGAUAUGAGUUUUCUAAUAAAGGAGCAGACCUGUUUCUUGAAUCUCUGUCCAGAUUAAACUACUUGCUAAGGGUUCAUAAGAGUGAUGUUACAGUGGUUGUGUUUUUCAUCAUGCCUGCCAAAACCAACAACUUCAACGUGGAGUCUCUUAAAGGGCAGGCUGUACGCAAGCAGCUGUGGGACACCGCUCAGUCAGUGAAGGAAAAGUUUGGAAAAAGGCUUUACGAGAGCUUGUUAAGGGGUGAGAUCCCAGAUAUAAGCAAAAUCCUGGACAGAGAUGAUUUCACAAUCAUGAAGAGGGCCAUUUAUGCAACACAGAGACACUCUCUUCCUCCAGUAACAACUCACAACAUGCUGGACGACUCCACAGACCCGAUCCUGAGCAACGUCCGCCGUAUCGGCCUCUUCAAUGGACGCAAUGACAGAGUGAAGAUUGUGUUCCAUCCCGAGUUCCUGUCGUCUACCAGCCCCUUGCUGCCCAUGGACUAUGAGGAGUUUGUGCGUGGCUGCCAUCUGGGAGUGUUUCCCUCCUACUAUGAACCAUGGGGCUACACUCCAGGAGAGUGUACCGUCAUGGGCAUCCCCAGCGUGACCACCAAUCUGUCUGGGUUUGGCUGUUUCAUGGAGGAACAUGUAUCUGACCCCUCUGAAUAUGGAAUCUACAUUGUGGACCGGCGGUUCCGUUCUGCGGACGAGUCGUGUAACCAGCUGACUCAGUUCAUGUUUUCAUUCUGCCAGCAGUCGCGUAGACAGCGAAUAAUCCAGCGCAACCGCACAGAAAGACUCUCUGACCUGCUGGACUGGAGAUACCUCGGACGGUUCUACAUGCAGGCCCGACAUCUGGCCCUCAGCAGAUCCUUCCCUGGUAAAUUCAAAAUGGACGACCUUAACAUCGCACCGACACAAGGCUUCCGUUACCCCAGACCCGCUUCAGUCCCUCCAUCCCCAUCGGCUUCCCUCCACUCCACCCCUCACCACAGCGAUGAGGAAGAUGACGACACCUAUGACGAAGAGGAGGAAGCGGAGAGGGACAGGCAGAACAUCAAGGCACCGUUCAGUCUGGGUGCAGAGCCUGAGGGUGAGAGCAAAGAACCACUGGAAAAUGGGAAUUAAGAUCUGCACCCUCCUGCUCCAGUAGUUCAGACUCUAGGACAUAUUUACACCCCCUGCCCUCUGAGAAUGUGCUACAUUUGUCUGACUACAGCUUUUGAAUGGAUUAUUGAUAAAAUAUCACCCAAGUGUGAAUGGGAAGAUAUCUUUGACAUAGUGGUGUUCAAUCACUUUGAAAAUCUGGGAUUAAAUAACCCAUUUAAGCUUGUAACUAAUGAAAAUUGAACCAUGUGAACUCAUUUGUACAUAUGAUUCUUGCUUUCAUCGAAGCUCAAGAUGCUAUUAAGCAUCUCAAAUCAUGCUGGAGAACGUGACCAUCAGGUUUGACGUGAACUUGCAGAGUUCAUGCAACUCAAAUGCUGCUGGCAUUAAAGCAAAUGUGGGACAAAUCAAAUACCAGGACAGAAAAAUGAAUGUUAAUUCUUCAGUUCAACUUUUAAAUCAUACUACGAUACUGACAACUCAUCAUGAAAGAGAUUAUAUUCAUUAAAAAAAUGCAAAAGUCUCUUUUGGAUAGAAAUUUGGUAUCUUUUUAGUGUUUUAAACCAAAUUUGGUAUAUUGGUGCCAUAUGAGGCUAUAAUAAUUUGUGCUAAUGUGGAAGAAGAUACCUUUACGUACAUACAGUGCCUUGCGAAAGUAUUCAAACCCCUUCCGUUUUUUUUUCAUGGUUUAUGUUGCUGCCUUAUGUUAAACUGCUUUAAAUGACUUUUUCCCACAUCGUUCUACACUCUAUACACCGUAAUGGCAAAGCAAAAUACUGUUUUUUAACAUCUUUGCAAUUUAAUUACAAAUAAAAAACUUACAUUGUUCCAUUGCAUAAGUAUUCAUACCCUUAUCUGGGACAACUGAAAUUGCGCUCAAAAGCAUUCUUAUUGCUAGUAGAUGUUACUACACUUCAAGUGACAUUAACCUGUGGCAAAUUCAAUUGAAUGGGUAUGAUUUAGAAAGGCACCCAUAUCAUAAUAACAGGUCUAACAGCUGAAAAUGCAUAUCAGAGCAAAAACCAAGCCCUGAGGUCAUAAGAACUGCCUGUAGAGCUGAGAGACAGGAUUGUGUCAAGGCACAGCUCUGGGGAUGAGAUCAAAAAAUUCUGCUGCAUUGAAGGUUCACAGAAGCAUGUAGCCUCCAUUAUCCAUAAUGGAAGACGUUUAGAACAGCUAGGACUCUUCCUAGAGCUGGCCUCCUGGCCAAACUGAGCAAUUGAUGGAGAAGGGCCUUGGUUAGACUGGUGACCAAGAACCUGAUGGUAAUUUUAGUUGAGCUCCAUGAUCAUAUAUACAGAUGGGAGAAACUUACAGAAGGACAAACAUCACUGCAACACUCCACCGAUCUCGGCUUUAUGGCGGUGUGGCAAGACUCAGUCCUCUCCUCAGUAAAGAGACACAUGAAAACCCACUUGGAAUUUGCAACAAAGCACCUAAAGAACUCUCAGAUUGUGAGAAACAAGAUUCUCUGGUCUGAUGAACCUCAAUUCCAAGCAUCAUGUUGAAGGAAACCUGCAGAGUACCAAGCAAAAGUAAAGUGUGGCGAUGUGCAAAGCUUGUCGCACCAUACCCAAAAAGACUUGAGGCUGUAAAGGUGAUUCAGCUAAGUACCGAGUUAAGGGUAUGAAUACUUAUUUCAGUUUUUUUUUAUUUGUAAUAAAUUUACAAAGUUGUGACAAUUCUGUUUUUGCUUUGUCAUUAUGGUGUAUGGAGUGUAGAUUGAUGUGGAAAAAAAGUGAUUUAA